Molecule: messenger RNA, 2022 nt
Organism: Capsicum annuum
Lineage: Eukaryota; Viridiplantae; Streptophyta; Magnoliopsida; Solanales; Solanaceae
Product: 4-coumarate--CoA ligase 2
Exons: 6
Coding region: 164-1801 (545 amino acids)
Molecular function (GO): CoA-ligase activity
Source: RefSeq, a predicted model, not a curated record
AUAACUCAUAUUUAUACUCCACCUUUGAACAUUCAUCCUCAGGACACCUAAAAGUCUAAGCACUUUUUUUUCUCUCUCUUAGUGUGUCCAAAAUAAUUUCAAAAACUAUAGCACUACGUUUUCUUUUUCUUUCUCAAAGUCUCAAAGCUAAUCAAAUAACAAUAUGCCGAUGGAAAAUGAAGCAAAACAAGGCGAUAUAAUUUUCCGAUCAAAACUCCCUGAUAUAUACAUCCCAAAUCAUCUCUCAUUACACUCGUAUUGUUUCGAAAACAUAUCAGAAUUUAGUUCUCGUCCAUGUUUAAUCAAUGGGGCUAACAAUCAAAUCUAUACUUACGCUGAUGUUGAGCUAAAUUCAAGAAAAGUUGCUGCUGGACUUCACAAGCAAUUUGGGAUCCAACAAAAGGAUACUAUUAUGAUCUUAUUGCCAAAUUCACCCGAAUUCGUAUUCGCCUUCCUUGGUGCAUCGUACCUUGGAGCUAUUUCCACGAUGGCUAAUCCAUUGUUUACCCCUGCUGAAGUUGUGAAGCAGGUUAAGGCUUCUAAUGCUGAGAUCAUUGUAACUCAAGCUUGUCAUGUUAACAAGGUGAAGGAUUAUGCGUUGGAGAAUGAUGUGAAGAUCGUGUGCAUCGACUCGGCUCCUGAGGGUUGUGUACACUUCUCUGAGUUGAUUCAGGCUGAUGAGCAUGAUAUCCCUGAGGUACAAAUCAAGCCAGACGACGUGGUGGCCCUGCCAUAUUCCUCCGGGACAACCGGUUUACCUAAAGGUGUCAUGUUGACACACAAGGGGCUUGUCACAAGCGUGGCACAACAAGUUGAUGGUGAAAAUCCAAAUUUGUAUAUCCAUAGUGAGGAUGUGAUGCUUUGUGUGUUGCCCUUGUUUCAUAUCUAUUCUCUCAACUCCGUUUUGCUUUGUGGGUUAAGAGUUGGAGCAGCCAUUCUGAUUAUGCAGAAAUUUGAUAUUGUUCCAUUCUUAGAAUUGAUACAAAACUACAAGGUCACAAUAGGGCCAUUUGUACCACCAAUUGUUUUGGCCAUUGCUAAGAGUCCUAUGGUUGAUAAUUAUGAUCUAUCAUCAGUAAGAACUGUUAUGUCUGGGGCUGCACCAUUAGGAAAAGAACUUGAAGACACUGUUCGAGCCAAAUUUCCUAAUGCUAAACUUGGUCAAGGUUAUGGGAUGACAGAAGCCGGACCAGUGCUGGCUAUGUGUUUGGCAUUUGCAAAAGAACCAUUUGAGAUAAAAUCAGGAGCAUGUGGCACUGUUGUGAGAAAUGCUGAGAUGAAAAUUGUGGAUCCUGAUACUGGCAAUUCCCUUCAUAGGAACCAAUCUGGAGAGAUUUGUAUUAGAGGAGAUCAGAUCAUGAAAGGUUACCUAAAUGAUCCGGAGGCCACGGCCGGAACAAUAGACAAAGAAGGAUGGUUACAUACGGGUGACAUUGGCUACAUUGACAACGAUGACGAGCUUUUUAUUGUGGAUCGAUUAAAAGAACUGAUAAAAUACAAAGGAUUUCAAGUGGCUCCUGCUGAACUCGAAGCCCUUUUACUUAACCAUCCCAACAUUUCCGAUGCUGCAGUUGUUCCCAUGAAAGACGAGCAAGCAGGAGAAGUUCCAGUGGCUUUUGUUGUUAGAUCAAAUGGAUCCACUAUUACUGAAGAUGAAGUCAAAGAAUUCAUAUCAAAACAGGUGAUAUUUUAUAAGCGGAUAAAGAGGGUAUUUUUCGUUGAUGCUGUUCCUAAAUCUCCAUCAGGCAAAAUCCUAAGGAAAGACUUGAGAGCUAAACUAGCUGCUGGAUUUCCAAAUUAAUACUACUACUUUCUGCUUCAACUUUAAUGCUGUCAAUAAGUAUAACCAGAAACAAAUUAUUUUUUAUUAGUAAAAGUUACACAAUAUGUUCUUUCAUUUGAAUUGUAUUUGUACGUUCAACCAUUUGCCUCUUCGGUCAAAAUUAAUUAAACCGAUUUGGCAAAAGGAGGAAAAUGUACGUAAAUUUGAAUUUACAGGACUUCAUUUUUAUUUUUUUAAAA